GUAUUUAUCCAAGACUGGUCCUGCAAUUUGAGCUCAAGAGAAAUAUCCUUUAUUUUAUUCUGGAGACUUAUGUGCCAAGCAGUCUGCUUGUCAUUUUGUCUUGGGUUUCUUUCUGGAUCACCCUGGAUUCAGUUCCUGCACGAACGUGUAUUGGUGUAACCACAGUGCUCUCAAUGACAACUUUGAUGAUGGGGUCCCGAAAGUCAAUGACAAAUGCCAAUGGUUUCAUAAAAGCCAUUGACAUUUAUCUGGGCAUCUGCUUCAGCUUUAUAUUUGGGGCAUUGGUGGAAUAUGCAGUAGCUCAUUACAUCACAUCACAGAAACAUUCAGCUAACGAGACCCAAAAGGCUUUUGUAAAAGAUGCCACCAGAGAAACUGAAAAUAAAACCACCAUCGAUAUAUUCAAUACGCCACUCACUGCCAGUUUCAAUCAAAAAAUAAAUUUUGUCUCUGUUGAUAAUGCCUCUUGCAACAGUUUACCCUUGAGCCCAAGGGAUAAAAUUCAAUACAUCUUGAAGAAUAAACUCCAGAGACUCACCAACUAUUUCACAAUUCAAAAUCCAAGCAAAAUUGAUUGCUAUUCGAAAUGGUUAUUUCCUUUUUUUUUCAUACUAGUCAAUCUGUUCUACUGGGGCUAUUACUUGAUUUUCUAGAAAAGUGCCUUUUCUUUGUAGAAGAAAAACUGAAAAUGGGUUGGCACCAUGGAUUCGGGAUUUUACUUUCAAUUUAUGUUGAUGUUUCCACUGAUGUAGCAAAUACUGGCAUUUUGUUAUGAAAGGGAAGUGAAAGAAUCUGUCAAAAAGAGGCUUGGGUAGAUGGCUUGUCUGUUUUGAUUCCCUCCUCUCCCAUGCCAAAUUGUGUCUGCACUAUCAUAUUUUGGAUAUGGUCCAAACUAUAAUGUCCCUAUCUUUAGGUGGAGAAGAAGCAAGAGCCACAGACUGUGGGCCAGGAAUAAUACAGCUUUUUAAAUAUUCCUCUUCACAUGUAGGUUCAGCACCAAUGAAGAUUUGUUUCAGAUUAAAAGUCAUAGGAUUUUUCUCAGAACCACGUCCAAAUUACUUAGAACAUCUUUUUUGUAUCUUACAGUUUACAGAUCUAGGAAGUUUAGUUUAGACCAGAGAUUAGUGUGAUAUGGGAUAGGAUGAAUUAACUGAUGAUCUACAAUUGCAAUCCCAAUUGGUUCCUCAUGCUUGCUAUUUAUAUCAUGAGGAGAGAAAUCAAGGUUGGCACAAAUGAGAAUUCUUUUCCAGUGAAAAUUGGGGACCCAAUGAAGCCUGGAUUGCAACAGAAUUGAGCCUCGUUAUUUAAUACAAGAUUCUUCACUUGAAUCUGUCCAGUGCAGAUCCUAUUUGCUUUCUGAAAAGCCAAUAAGACAUCAUACCAAUUGUGACUUGUCCGUGGAGAAGAAAUUCCUGCAUGUGUGUCAGAAUAUUUCUUCUAAAAUCAAUUGAUUUUUUUUCAGUAAAGACAUAAUAAUAACAAAUUUUCUGCUGCUGUGCCAUAAAUAGGAUCCAAGACUUUAAGAUCCAUUGUAUAUUUAAUAUAGGCUCACAUUGGAUACAUUUCUAAGCCAUUUACUUUGGUGAUUAACCAUUAAACUGACCAAUGAGGUCUAAUUCAAGAAAUGUACUGCAUAUUGUGCAAUGAAUAAAAUAACUGAUGCUUCCUAUAUAAAAUAAUAGAUGGGGUUACUUGAUUUCAAAAACUCUCUGGCCUACCAAAGAUUCUCCAGUCACUUAAAUAUAUUCAUUCUGCAAACAUGGCUAAUACCGAUAUACAGAAUUUUAACUUAGGAAACAGUGUAUUUUUUGCAUUUCUGUCAACCUAGCAUUGGUUUCUACCAAAAUAGGGCAACUGGGCCCUGUAGGGGAUUUCUUUUGUAAAAAAUAAUUUUAGCAAACAUAGUAA
This is a messenger RNA of Thamnophis sirtalis, 1908 nucleotides long. Lineage: Eukaryota; Metazoa; Chordata; Lepidosauria; Squamata; Natricidae. The record is from RefSeq and is a predicted model, not a curated record.